This is a messenger RNA of Sphaeroforma arctica JP610, 8076 nucleotides long. RefSeq lists its product as hypothetical. The record is from RefSeq and is a predicted model, not a curated record. The transcript has 2 exons. Bases 1 to 8076 code for a protein of 2691 amino acids. NCBI's taxonomy places the organism in Eukaryota, Ichthyosporea, Ichthyophonida.
AUGCUGAACCUAUCGUUAGUAUUCCUCCGCUAUUCACACUCGAAGAUGUUGUCGCACUGCGUCGAGAUACGUCCGAAUUUCCAAAUCACCUUGUUCUGGAUGCCGUUGAAUCCAGAUUUUAUUGUAGAUUUCGAGAUCCUUGCUGACGUAGCGAAAUGGCUUCUGGACCUUGUCCAGAAAAGUUCCAUCUCAUCAGAUGCGCACCAUCACUCGGAGUGUGUAGUUAGUCAUAGCCGCUUAGUGGCCUCAGCAUUCGUUUGUCUCAAUCACAUUCUCAUUGUGCAAAAAUAUCCGGAAGCAGCGCAAUUUUCGCUCAGUAUACCUGACUGGUCAUCACAUUAUCGCUUGUCAAGUGAUAGUGCACUCGAUUUGCACCGGCAGAUCGGAGCCUACACUAAACCUUUCCUAGCGAGACAUGGAGUGACUGCGUUAAGUCUAGAGCACCCCCAAGGAUGGCUUCAGCUAGCAAAUUUGGUCGUGCGUGACGAUGACAUAGACUUUCUUGAAGCACUCCGGCUGCAGGGAAAACAGCGCACCCAAUUAUGGGACGAUAGAAUCAUACCACGUCAACGACAGUAUCGUCAUGCCGAGGAAGAGGUGGCCCGGUUACUCGAAGAGAAAAUGAUGCACGAGGCGAAUAUAGCUAAAUUGGACACAAAGCUCUUAAGUUUGAAGGAAGAAUUGAGCUCUGUUGAAAGGCAACAUAAUGUUCAAAAAUAUUUUUAUAAGGGCAAGAAAGAGGCGCUAAAAACCGCACAAAAAGAAAAGAAAGAGGCACUGGACAGCGCGAAUGACCUGGAAGCAGACAUCAAAACAAAAGAGCGACAUUUAGAUAAAUUGGAGGAGGAGCAGUCGGCUUCGGCAGACAGCUUCGAGAAAAAGUUGCGUUAUCGUAAGAUUUUCACCGAGACGCUAGAGCAGACCAUGCGUGAGGAACAGGAGCGCAAGCUCCGAAUGGAAGAUGUACAAAGCAAGCUUAAAAUUUUGGUGCAGCGGGUAGAAGCAUUAGAAACUGGUAUACAUACUGUGCAGCUCGGCUCGACCUCAAACCUUUAUAAAUUUGAAGGGAAAUACUGGACACGUUCUCGUCUACAGAACGCGGUGGUUGAGGAGGAUACGAAGAAAGGAAAGUUGGAAACCGCACUUCAGGAACUUGGAGCUUCGAAACCUGGCGACAGUCUAGACAUUGCUGGUGCACUCGACGAGGCGAAAUCUGAUACCACUGAGUUGAAUGAUUUGUAUGAGGAGACGAAGAAGAAGUUAGAUUCCACCAUAAAAAUUGAGAAAGAGUGUACAGCCGAAUUGAAGGAACAACAUAAAAAUGCUGCGCUGGAGGCCGAAUCGCGCAAGGAGGCAUGGUUAUCUGCUAGAAUGACGCUGGAAACGACUGGCGACGGAUCUGAAUUUGAUGCGGAGAUUCGGGGCUUGUCAAAAGAGGUGCAAGAGAUAGAGGAACGGGUAAGCCAAAAACAGAAAACUAUAAAAUCACUGGAAAAGGAAAGCGGUGAUCAGCGUAACAUUAUGACGAAAAUGAACCGCCCUUUCUACCCGAAUGAUACGGAUCUACCUUACAACACAACGCAAGCCCGCAAACAUUGGUUCUUUCAAAAAAAAAUAUCACCAGAACUGGACAGCUUCGCAUUAUCUCUUUACAACUUGCCCUGCUAUACUAAAAUCCCUAUCUCUGAGGGAAGUGUAAUCUCAAGCCCGUUCAAGACGAUGAUGAGUUAUCGCAGAAGGUAUUCAGUGAUUCCGGUGAACGUUAUGGAUAUGGAUAUUAAUGACUGGACCAAGGACGGUCUAAACUAUUUGGACCUGCAACAUGAGGGUAUCAAUAUCGUUUGGAAAUUCGAUGAUAAUGUCUGGGAAUUCAAGCUCAACUUGGUCGAUGGUGCUCUUUUCAUACCUGACAUCAAGUCGGAUUCGAAAUGGGCUUUGACGACUGUCGGUAUUUCUGCUAGUAGUGAUGACACGCGACCUAAUGAAUGGGUGGCACACACAAAACAACUUCCCGAGGCGGACGCUGAGGCCUUUGGUCGUGUUCUGGCAUUUCCACGCCAGUCAUGGAUGGAGCUAGUUGCGUUUAUACGCAACCAAGAUUUGCAACUGAGUACCGAUUUUUCAUCUCGGAUUCGAAUCGAGAACGACAUUUCAGUGGUGAUGGAUUUGGUGAGACGCGUUGGCCCACUAGAUUCAGACACGGGUGACUAUAUUUGGGCGAGUGGAGUGAAGUGCGACAGUGCAAUCUGGGGAAUCUUCCGUUCGAUCAUUGACAAUAAUGCCAACAAUCCACACAAUGUUGUAAUACUAUGGCUCACAGCCGAGGCUUUAAACCGUCUCGUGCAGUUAAAACUCGAUGAGGCUCUCCCGGUGCUGCAUCAUUGUGCCAAGCAAUGCUCUCAACUCCCUCGUGACAGCUUCAUAGUUAGUGCGGUGUGUACAGUUGUGGCUGCAUACUCCUUCGAGCGUGCCCAAGAACCUGACGAUCGUCGCAAAGCCUCUGAGUAUCUAUUAGCGGCGCGAAUCGCUGCUUAUGGCUGCCGUCCUUCAGAACAUGCUUUCCUCAAUGAGGCUCCAGAAUUGAUGAAAUCAACCUUGGGAAGAACGUUGGAACGUAUUUGUGUGAACUGGAUAGCAAACCUAGAUAAGGAUAGUCACAUUGUUGAUUGUGUUCUGAAUAGUUUUUGGAACAGUGAUGCGACCCGAGAUUGGGCGAAUUCCGGCAGUAGCCUAUUCGUAUGUCCCCACCCUUCCUACGAACUCGAUGUGCUCACGGGCGAACUUCGUAUCGACAUGAAGCACGCUGGGCCACUACCACGAUCGCUAUUAGCACAGGACAGCUGGAAGCAGAUAUUUGGUGAGGUGGUAUUUCCGGACAUGGUAAAGAGUGCGGACGUGUAUACUAGUUUACCGGAUGCACCUUUUCCACAUUACACAAUACGCACAGACGAGAGGGGUCAAUUUUUAGGCGUACGUACAGAGUAUGAAAAUGAAGUUACAUUAACUACCGGGGUAUCAAAGUUGUCUUGCGUGAUCAAUACGAUGCCACGCAAAAUGUACACGCGGACUCCAUGGUAUGACGAGGACCGCAAUCGAGUGUUGUUUAUGGAUACUACAGGAACGGUACUAGAAGUCGCGGAGGCAGAUGUAAAUUUGGAUGGUAGAUACAACAUUGUACACGUUGAAGACGAUCGAGUUAACAAGAAAAAUUCUUGGGCGGCGGAAGGAUUUGCAUCCGAAAUUCGUCCAACACAGAAACGUUUAUUGCAUGCGCGCGACGAGCUCCAGAAGUGGACAGAUGUGCUCGCACGUGUAGAAAAUCAGGAACAUAUUGAGUUAAGCAGUCUGUAUGUACCUUCAAUAGAACAGCACAAACUCACGUGGAGGUUAUAUCGUUGGAGCGCUAUUGGACUCAGCUUCGAGCAAACCUUGGGUCAAAUUGCAUGGCGUAGUCUAGAGUACGAUGGUUAUGAGAUGGCACGUGAACAACACUGCCCCCAUAUCUGGGGCCAGUCUCGAAAUUAUUUACGGUUGGUGGCAACGGACCCGAAUGAAGCUGUAAGACUGCCAGAUCUCUUCUUGUUGCGCGAGCAGGACCCACAUACUUCUACGCUCACGGAAACCUCUGAGUUACAUAUAACGUAUCAUGAGUACACGAUUCACCCUACCUUAGGCGAGCUUAGGGCACGUACAAUGGAAGGUUUGUUGUAUUUGGCCGCGGAGUCUCUACGUCACCACGACGGACUACCUCUGACUGGUAGCAAUGACAUGACAGGUGAAGAGCGUGCUACCGAAUGUCUUCGCAGAGCACUGGCUGUAGAUACGAUAUCGGCCAACUCGUCAACAGAAAGGUCAUUAAGGAUGAUAGAAUCCUUAUGCUCGUCAGUACAUUCGCCCAUCUACCAGAUGUGUGCCUUGGUUCGUCACCAAGCGGCCAUUUUGGGGUCGCUAAAAGAGUCCGCGAGUGAAGAUUCAGAGCACACUUUUCGUCCACAGCCUGAAAUUGUCCCAAAAGUAGAGACAUGUAUGCGAUUAGGGCCCCGUUUACAGCUCCCUGCAAGUCUUUUGUUGCCGUCUGAUUCAAUGGAGAGUAGUUUGAAGGCGGAUGCGCGAUCCUUCCAGACCAUACAUAUUGAACCAGUGCCCUACACAACAUCCGCCGGCAAGCACGAAGCGAAGUUAAAUAGUAUGUUGACAGUACUACGCGAAGACAAUCGAUCGGAUUCCAUUGAAGAAACCGAUAGCAAACCGAAAUUCCCACUUGAGGGGCUUAAGGCUGUAACUGAUCACAUGGAAAAUCUUAUCCAGUCCACUAAAGUGAGCUGGGAGGAAUACCUGAGUUUCAUCCCCGUGAAACCAGUUGUUGAUGAAAUGAGACCUAUGAUAUGGGAGAUUCAGCGAGAGGGUCGGAUGGCUAGAGACAAACUGGUCGCGUAUAUUGACUCGGCAAUGCGGCGGAUACCUAAGGAGGAUCCACUGAACUGGAAGGUUUGUCAGAUUGUUGGCUUUAUUCCUGAAUUCUCUCGUAUCGACUACGUCAGAGCAAUUUUGGACGAGAAGCACAUAUUCAGCUUCACUCCCUACCUAUCACCUGGCUCCGUAGAACGAGUGCGCGACGCUCUGUUUGCCUGGGCGGAACUAGUUGUGCUCCUGGACAGAUGCUCUCGACUGCUUGCCCCAAAUAUUACGCUGAAUUCACUUAUCAUCGAGUUAGAAACGAAGCGGUCGUACGAUGUCCGCAAUUACCCUGAAUGGCUGGUAUUCGAGCUCGACGGGCGGUUGCAGAUCCGUAAUGAUCAACAGGCCGCUGUGGCUGAACUCGUUAAGGCCAUGGGGCCUAAUCUCUCAGAUACGAACCUAAAACCCAUGAUGCUGCAAAUGGGGAUCGGUUCGGGCAAAACGCGGGUGGUGAUGCCGUUGCUAGCGCUCCAUAUUAACAGCAAGGUGUACGCAUGCAUCGAACACCAUCCUCACAAGUUGUGCCGGGUGCUGGUGCCAGAGCCACUACUAGACGAGGCAUAUGCCGCCUUCAUCACCUCGUUAUCACUCAGUACCUUAGCACAACCUGUCAUACGAAUGCCGUUUUCGCGCCAAAGUAACAUCAAGGAGAAAGAUAUGAACAUGCUGUACCGCCACCUUUCACUGCUGCGUGUGCAUGGUGCCAUGGUUAUGAGCGCCCCAGCUCAUAUCAACUCGGCGCGGCUGAAAUCAGUGGAAGAGGUAGAUGAUCCAAAAUGGUUCAGAAUGCCACAGACUUUUGUGAACCCAAAUCUGUUUGUUGACAUUGUGGACGAGUGUGAUGAGGUGUUCCGCCCGGGGAGUGAGCUUGUCUACGCGGUAGGCAAUGUCCGCUACGAUGGAGCCGAUUGCCCAACUAGCUUAUUAAGGAUUCGUGUCAUUGAAAUCGUUUUGGAACUCGCGUGGAGCUACCAGGAGGAUAUUGGCGAAGCGGUGAUGCCAUGGUGUGAUUUUUGCAAGGAACUUCUGCAUCGAGUUUUCAAUUUGCCGACAAGAGCUGGAAACUUGGCAUGGCUUGACGAAGUGAGAGAUCGUGAUGUAGUCGUGGGGACAGAAGAGCCGAAUAUGGACGCCUAUAAGGAUUCGGAGUCGACUCAAUUGUUAAUGUUGCGUGGGUUGUUUUCAUUCGGGUUGCUGGCGAACCUAUGGGAACGUCGUUAUCGAGUGCACUAUGGCAUCGAUGAAACGAAAACGACAUACAAGAAGAAGCGUCUAGCCGUCCCUUUCCGUGCCAACGAUACACCGUCGCACAAGAGCGAGUUUGCACGGUUAGAUCUUGUAAUUGGGUUUACAAUCAUGUCGUACUACCGCAAAGGUCUGACCUUGCAUCAAGUUGGCGAAGCAUACAGGCGGCUGUUGCAGCUCAACGCAAAUCAACGUGAGGCAGAGUAUAAGUAUUGGACUGCGGACUUAGAUGAUGAUUCGUCUUGUCCCCGCAGUGUAAAGGAUAUAACCGACGCCGAUAUCGAGAAUCUAGCCGCAGUUGUGGGCCACAAACGAGCAGUGAUCCAUUUCUGGCUCAAUCAGUGCCUGUUCCCAACCGAGCUGCAAACAUACCCUCAGUCGAUAUCGACUAAUUCAUGGCAUUUGAUGUCAGGUUCGCACCGUAUUGUGGGAUUCUCAGGUACUCGAGACUUGGGUUUGUUGUCACCGCACGCCACAGUGAUGGGUUAUGUCAAAGGUCACAAAGGAGCUAAUGGUCGAAUGCUAAGUCUGACCAACAGAGUCAAGGACGAAGACGUGUACUCAGUAGGAAAAGGCACGGAAGUCAUAAGCGAUCUGAUCUCCGUAGCAAAAGAUCGGCAGGUUGAUGCCAUAAUCGAUGCUGGAGCUCUAUUCCAAGGUCACACACCAGCAGAAAUCGCUGUGCGUUUGCGUGCGGAACUGCCACCGUCUAAACAUCGGAGGGGUAUCAUUUACCACUCACCAGAGGGUUGGCGUACUUUGCCAUCCGACCAGAGUACCAUAUCACAAGACAUGGCUACAUGCACUAUCCCAGUGCAUCAAUGUUUAGUAUUGUACGACCAGGAGCACACGCGUGGGGUGGAUAUGCGACUGCGCCACGAUGCCUUUGCCCUGGUUACCGUAGGCCCAGACUUAACUCGAGAUGCGUUCAUGCAGGCCAUAGGACGCUUGCGUUUACUGGAUGGCAAUCAGCGUUUUGGGCUCGUGAUACCUCAAUAUAUUCUGGACAAAACUGACUGCAUAGCUCCAACAGGGGAAUGGACGUGCACACAGCGUCUUCUUGGCUGGUUGCUGCAGAACACUGACCAUGCGGUACAGUGUAAUGUUGUGAAUUGGGUAGAACAAGCCAUACACUUCCGUGUUACAGAUGCGGCACGUCGUCGAAACCAACCACGCAAGAACGGGUUAGUACCUAGUACCGCAGAAUUUUCCGUGGCGACGGAUGCACCAAAACUUCUCAUCGGCACAUCUGCUGCUCAGGCACGCGGGGCGAAGGACGCAUCUACAGCGGGCGUCGGUAUACCAUUUGGCGAGAGUACUCCCUUGCCAAAGGUGGCGACGGGAGUACCAAAACCAGUCGCCGGAGUAUUUAUCUCCAGAUUUGCGGGUUUCGGUAGACCUUUUGGCGAAAGUACCCCCCUGCCAAAGGUGGCGACGGAAGCACCAAAGCCAGUCUCCGGACUAUUGAAUGCAGCGGCACUCGUGACGAAGGACGCAUCUAUAGCGGGCUUCGGAGAGGUCGCCGCACCUGCUUCUCAGGCACUCACGGCGAAGGAUCUAAUCAAUGGUUCCAGUUUUGGCGGAGAUAGGCCCCAGGCAACGGCGGCGAAGGAUGGAAACACAGAUGCGUGGUAUUUAGACGACCAGGAUCAGCCAGACAAACUCUACGGGGUAAGUUGUCGUGUGGAACCCCCGGCAAAUCGCGCGAUCAAAUUGCUUGAGGCGAAUGCUCAUCAUUUCAUCGAUGAUUUGACGGGUAAAUGGCUCCAUAUAACCCUCCAAUACACUGUCAAGUUGCUGAAACCCAACGAUGACUCACUUCCUGUCAACACGGACCACGGAUUCAACACCUUUGUGCAAAGAGAAAUGCAGCAACAACAGGAACAAGAAAUCGCCAAGGAGGUAGUAAGCGCCGUAUACACACCAGCCAUCGACCCGAGUGAGAGGGAGGUGAUGCGCACUAUGGCGGUGAAUGGGUCUGUCAUAGAGUCUCGGUUGCUUUGCUCUGCAAAUUUUGAAACUAAAGCGGCUACAGGUUCGCACCCCAUCUACAAGUACGUGGGCCCUUUGUACUAUAAUGCUGACGAUAACACGUACGAGGUGCUCACCCAGCGAGAAGCCGAGUGGUACAUGGCGGGAAAUAAGCAACUUCUCCAUCUCAACGUACACAAUACUGAGCCCUUCACAGCUCUACUGUCUGUUUACAACGGUUACUUUUCUCUUGAUAACGAGGAACGGCGCCGCUUCUUGGUCACCUGCGACGAUGAGAUGGCUUUAGCGGCACUACGUAGUGUCAUCGAUAGCAGACGGCUUGCAUCGUCUAUCCCGGACUCACACUUUGGCCAAGCACUCAUCAAUGCACGCAUGAUAUAA